This is a messenger RNA of Saimiri boliviensis boliviensis (Bolivian squirrel monkey), 2234 nucleotides long. It is a transcript of the gene KCNK2, whose product is annotated as potassium two pore domain channel subfamily K member 2. Gene Ontology annotation, cellular component: plasma membrane. Gene Ontology annotation, molecular function: outward rectifier potassium channel activity; potassium ion leak channel activity. Gene Ontology annotation, biological process: potassium ion transmembrane transport; stabilization of membrane potential. Lineage: Eukaryota; Metazoa; Chordata; Mammalia; Primates; Cebidae. The record is from RefSeq and is a predicted model, not a curated record.
CCAGCCCCGCUCUCCCCACCUUGUAAAACAAAGCCGGGGAAAAUGCCUGCCCGUGCAGCUCGGAGCGCGCAGCCCGUCUCUGAAUAAGAAUGGCGGCACCUGACUUGCUGGAUCCUAAAUCUGCCGCUCAGAACUCCAAACCGAGGCUCUCGUUCUCCACGAAACCCACAGUGCUUGCUUCCCGGGUGGAGAGCGACACGGCCAUUAAUGUGAUGAAAUGGAAGACGGUCUCCACGAUUUUCCUGGUGGUUGUCCUCUAUCUGAUCAUCGGAGCCACCGUGUUCAAAGCAUUGGAGCAGCCUCAUGAGAUUUCGCAGAGGACCACCAUUGUGAUUCAGAAGCAAACAUUCAUAUCCCAACAUUCCUGCGUCAAUUCAACGGAGCUGGACGAACUCAUUCAGCAAAUAGUGGCAGCAAUAAAUGCAGGGAUUAUACCUUUAGGAAACACCUCCAAUCAAAUCAGUCACUGGGAUUUGGGAAGUUCCUUCUUCUUUGCUGGCACUGUUAUUACAACCAUAGGAUUUGGAAACAUCUCACCACGCACAGAAGGCGGGAAAAUAUUCUGUAUCAUCUAUGCCUUACUGGGAAUUCCCCUCUUUGGUUUUCUCUUGGCUGGAGUUGGAGAUCAACUAGGCACCAUAUUUGGAAAAGGAAUUGCCAAAGUGGAAGAUACGUUUAUUAAGUGGAAUGUUAGUCAGACCAAGAUUCGCAUCAUCUCAACAAUCAUAUUUAUACUCUUUGGCUGUGUACUCUUUGUGGCUCUGCCCGCGAUCAUAUUCAAACACAUAGAAGGCUGGAGUGCCCUGGACGCCAUUUAUUUUGUGGUUAUCACUCUAACAACUAUUGGAUUUGGUGACUACGUUGCAGGUGGAUCCGAUAUUGAAUAUCUGGACUUCUAUAAGCCUGUUGUGUGGUUCUGGAUCCUUGUAGGACUUGCUUACUUUGCUGCUGUCCUGAGCAUGAUUGGAGAUUGGCUCCGAGUGAUAUCUAAAAAGACAAAAGAAGAGGUGGGAGAGUUCAGAGCACACGCUGCUGAGUGGACAGCCAACGUCACAGCCGAAUUCAAAGAAACCAGGAGGCGACUGAGUGUGGAGAUUUAUGACAAGUUCCAGCGCGCCACCUCCAUCAAGCGGAAGCUCUCGGCAGAACUGGCUGGAAACCACAACCAGGAGCUGACUCCUUGUAGGAGGACCCUGUCAGUGAACCAUCUGACCAGCGAGAGGGAUGUCUUGCCUCCCUUACUGAAGACUGACAGUAUCUAUCUGAAUGGUUUGACACCACACUGUGCUGGCGAAGAGAUUGCUGUGAUUGAGAACAUUAAAUAGCCCUCUCUUUGAAGAACCUUAGGCAUAGCCAUAGGUGAGGACUUCUCUAUGCUCUUUAUGACUGUUGCUGGUAGCAUUUUUUAAAUUGUGCAUGAGCUCAAAGGGGAACAAAAUAGAUACACCCAUCAUGGUCAUCUACCAUCAAGAAAAGGUGGAAUUCUGAGCCAGCACUUUCUUUCUGAUGAUGCUUGUGGAUUGGUCCACUUUCUUUGAUGAGUGGAAUGACAAGCAAUGUCUGAUGCCUUUUUGUGCCCAGACUGUUUUCCUCUCUCUUUCCCUAAUGUGCCAUAAGGCCUCAGAAUGAAUUAGAGUUGUUUCUGGUAACAAUGUAGCUUUGAGGGAUCAGUCCUUAACUUUUCAGGGUCUACCUAACUGAGCCUAGAUAUGGACCAUUUAUGGAUGACAUUUUUUUUUUUUUUGUAAAUGACAAGAAAUUCUCAUGCAGCCUUUUACCUAAGAAAUUUUCAGUCAGUGCCUUAUCUUAUGAAGAAACAGAACCUCUCUAGCUAAUGUGUGGUUUCUCCUUCCCUGCCCCCACCCCUAGGCUCACCUCUGCAGUCUUUUACCCCAGUUCUCCCGUUUGAAUACCAUACCUUGCUGGAAACAGUGUGUAAAAUGACUGAAGUGAUGAUGCCCGAAGAAGAAAUAGAUGCCAAAUUAGAUGGACAUUGAAGCAACACUCAGCGUUGCCUAGCGUUAAAGGCACUGCAGAGAAAUGAGGUGCAGAGGUGGCCCCUCUGAGUAUUUAUUUGACUCAGGUACCAGUGGUACAUAUAUACACUGUAAUUAUGACCAGGCUGGUAAAAUUGGCUGCUCCCAAACAAUCCCCUUUUUCCUGGCAGUAUUUGGAAUUUAUCAUUUAUUAAUAACUAUACAUUUUUUAAAGUCAGAAGAAGAAAAUCUAUCUAU